AUGGACCUAGACAGCCAUGGCCCCAGUACCAACUCUGGACAGAGUCUACAAAUGGUCGAUCAGACCAAUUCUAUGACCUGUCAGCUGAAGUUCUUAAUUUAUGUCGCGUGGUCUCAAAUCACAUACUUUGUCAUGGUACCCAGGACCUCGGAACUUGAGCGUCGACCCAUGGAUAUUCAUAUCGAUCUCACCCACGUCGUCUGGUACGAGAUUAACCCAUCCAAUAUGAGGCCUGAUCUCAAGUUGGCUCCGCUCCCCUUAGAUUCCACGGGGUAG
This is a messenger RNA of Penicillium robsamsonii, 276 nucleotides long. RefSeq lists its product as uncharacterized. Lineage: Eukaryota; Fungi; Ascomycota; Eurotiomycetes; Eurotiales; Aspergillaceae. The record is from RefSeq and is a predicted model, not a curated record. The transcript has a single exon. Bases 1 to 276 code for a protein of 91 amino acids.